Molecule: messenger RNA, 5183 nt
Organism: Lagopus muta (rock ptarmigan)
Lineage: Eukaryota; Metazoa; Chordata; Aves; Galliformes; Phasianidae
Gene: PRL
Product: prolactin
Exons: 5
Coding region: 162-851 (229 amino acids)
Biological process (GO): response to nutrient levels; positive regulation of receptor signaling pathway via JAK-STAT; positive regulation of cell population proliferation
Cellular component (GO): extracellular region
Molecular function (GO): hormone activity
Source: RefSeq, a predicted model, not a curated record
GAGGCAAUUUGAUGUUUGUAAUUACCGAGGUAAACUCCACAACCUGCUGAAUGUAUGCAAACUGGACCCCGGAUGGUGUAUAUAAAUCUGACAUGCAGAAAGUAAGAGCAGGUGUUGAGACUUCUUUCUGGUAGAGCAAGUCAUCACAGAGAAUCCCUACCAUGAGCAACACAGGGGCUUCAUUGAAAGGUUUGUUGCUGGCGGUUCUUCUGGUGUCCAACAUGCUUCUGACCAAGGAAGGAGUGACCUCCUUGCCAAUCUGCUCCAGUGGAUCUGCCAACUGCCAAGUUUCCCUUGGGGAGCUUUUUGAUCGGGCAGUUAAACUUUCGCACUACAUACACUUCCUCUCUUCAGAAAUGUUCAAUGAAUUUGAUGAACGCUAUGCUCAGGGUCGGGGUUUCAUUACAAAAGCUGUUAAUGGCUGCCACACUUCCUCCUUAACCACUCCUGAAGAUAAGGAGCAAGCACAGCAGAUUCACCAUGAAGAGCUACUGAAUUUGAUACUGGGAGUGCUGCGUUCCUGGAAUGAUCCCCUGAUCCAUCUGGCCUCUGAAGUGCAAAGAAUCAAAGAAGCUCCAGAUACCAUCCUCUGGAAGGCUGUAGAGAUUGAGGAGCAAAACAAGAGGCUUCUAGAAGGAAUGGAGAAAAUAGUUGGGCGGAUGCAUUCUGGCGAUGCUGGAAAUGAAGUUUUCUCUCAGUGGGACGGCCUUCCAUCCCUGCAACUCGCUGAUGAGGACUCCAGACUCUUUGCUUUUUACAACCUGCUGCAUUGCCUCCGCAGAGAUUCCCACAAAAUCGACAACUAUCUUAAAGUCUUGAAGUGCCGCCUAAUCCAUGACAACAAUUGCUGAGUACCUCUGGGCUGCAUCACUCACUGCAACCAUUCCUCAUGGUGUUCUUGUUGCUUUGCCACUUUUCACUGCGAACUUUAUGGAGAGCCACGUUGUACGGCACCAGGAUCAUCAGUAACUUUCAGGCAUGCUUGUGUGAAUUCUGGCUGCAACUAUUAGUGCCGUUUAUCUUUGUGUUUAAAAUGCUGUAAGUCACUUGUAUAACAAGAAUAAACUUCUCUGCCUAAUUUCCUCACUUAGUAGCAUUUCACUGAUAAGUAGAUGAUGUAGAUACAAAUAAAAAUAUUAUUAAAUUCAAAAUCACGUAAAAUCAAGUAGUAUCCAUGAACAAAAAAAUAGCUGGGAUGGCUUACACCUCUAGCAAAACCUUUUCCUUUUGGAUCUCAUCUCCAACUACUGAUAAAUGACAGGAUAUCUUGCUUUCAUUUCUUUCUUCAUGACUUUAAAAACAGGGAACAAAAGAGAUAGGACAUCAAAGCAAAAUAUUCACCUAUCACACUAAAUUACCCUAGACUGAAAGUAUGGGCUGAAAUGCAAGAUAUGCUGAUACAUGUUUUCAAUCAGGUACAAAAACUGCCUUGAGUAGGGGACAGAAACGUAAGAAAGCCUGGCUAACAGAGCCACUGAUUCCAUAUGCAGUGUACAGAGCAUGAAGACACAUCUGGAAUUUUAAGAGCAGAUCCAUAUUUCUCUAUUGACUGUCUGGGGAAAAAAGCAUUUCCAAAGGAAAUCUCAUUACUUUAAGUGACUACCUGAGGGCAAAAGGAACCAAUAGGUUUCAACUAGUAGGUCCCAGUAGGAAGUGCAAGGCAUCCAGUCAGGAUCUUAUCCACCUACUCUCCACAUUCCUCACAAGUGAUGUGGUGGUUGCAGAUGCCCAGAAAACUUUCUAGCUAUAAACAGGCAUUAGCUGAGCUAAACUGUCUGCUGUCCUGAAUCCAAAGCAUCUCCAUUCAUUUUGUACUUAGUCACACCCAGUUUUCAAAGUUUGCCUUUUGAAACACAAUUAAAGCAUCAUAAAAUAACAAAAUUAGCACAGCCCUAGUAGUUAUUUACCUCUAUAUAAAUGCCCAUAUACACAAAAUGUACGCAGUAAUAAAUAGGCACUAUGUAAAUAAUGUGUAAGAGAUCAGAUAAUACAAACAGCUGAAAAGGUUUGUUUUUAACCAUCUUCAAAAGGGAUAAAAUAAUACUUGCAAUUGUAAUCAUAUCUAUGCAUACACAUAUGUUUAUUAUAGUCUUUUAAUCUGUUCAAGUUUUCAAUUACUGAUUUCUUCAGACUUUAUCUGGGUAAGUGUAAACCAAGCCCAUUUUUAAUGUAGGCAAAACCAUUUGCACAGCAAAUUCCUUGUUAGACAGUCACAACAGACAACUUUCAUAAAUUCCAAAAUACACAACAUUUGUGGCACACACAACAGCAGUUUAACAACGCACAGCUGUACAUCAACACAAUCAUGGAAGCAAAUGGUAAAAUUUGCCAAGCAAAAUGCAAGUGCCCAGACUGGAAUUUAAUGUGAUAAUAAUAUUUAAUUUUCUUUUAAAAUGCCAGUUGUUAAAAAAAAAAGAAGAAGAAGAAAAGAAGGAAAAAAAAAGCAUUUUAAAGGGACAAAAAAAGAAGGAAAAACUCCUUUAUAAUUAUCACAAGUGCUCAGAAUUACAGUGUGAGUUCUUAUUCAAAAGAAAACAUGAAUAAUGGGACAGCUCUGUAUUGAGCUGGAGAAAUGAUUAUGUCUCACUGAGUAAACUCCUACCUCAAAAUCUCUUUGCAAUUCAAAAGCAACUUGAUUAAUAGGGCAGACAUUCAUAAUUUUACACUUAUAUGACUAGAUCUAAAACAAUUACUUUCAUCAACUGCCUAAAAAUUACAGUGCUAAAACAAUUGUUUAAAACUUGCAUGCACUGGUUUUAUUCAAGCUUGUUCUGGUACAAAUAUGUGUUUUUAAUUUCAUAAAGAAGGAUAGAAAAGAACGGCGAAAAAAAGAUUCUGAAGAUCUGAAAAGCAAGUGUUUAGCUAAAGAGGUAUUUAAAGCUGAUUUGGUUAAUAUUCUGAGUCAUCCCAGCUGUCAUAGAGACAGAAAGCUGCUGAACCCCACGAGCACAUUGAAAGCUACCCCCUUCAUUGUCAAGUGGCACAGACAAUGCCUCCAGAAUGCAGUUGCUGCUCUGAAUGUUCAGACCACAAUACAGGCAAUUGGCAAUUCUCCUUUUUUCAGAAGCUAGUAAAGACAGUGCAUUCUUAUCUCACUGAUACUUUGUUGAUUCACACGCGUUUGUAAGACCUGAGCAACCAUUGUCUUUCAUCCAAUAAAAACAGUUACGUAGCCAAUCUCUUAUUUUAUACAGCAGUGAAUUCACGGGCGUGUUAUUUCAAAGUGAAAGAAACUGUGACCAAUUAGUCAGAGUUUUAUUCCAAAUGUGUUAAAUUCUAGAUAUGCAGAAUUUCAGCAUUCAAAACAUCUAGUUUUCUGAUUAUUUAUUCAAUACCCAGACAGGUGAUAUUUAAAUAUCUGCUGCUUUAUUUACUCCUGUCCAUUUAAGAUGGCUUAGCAACAGGAGUAAAGGCAAGGAAAGGUCCACAUGGCUGAAAUACAGGCUCAAUUCUGGUUCCUUUAAAAAUGAUAUUCAAGCUUCCACAGAUGGCACUAAAUUUUAGAUAAGACCUCAUGACAUGAAAUCUAAAUGGUAUGAAGGUCAAAGUAAUUUAUCACUGGGGGCAUUUAUCACUGCACACAACAGAGCAAUAGGGAUAUGCAGAAUGAAAAUCUAACUUAUAUUCAUGACUUGUAUCCAGAGUCCAGGAUUACAGCCAACCUUUGGAUCAAACAAAGAAUUUUACGGUUGAUCUUAAAGCCAAUAAGGGAAGAUUAAACUGACGGUAUUUGGCAUUUGGAAUCAGGUGUUGAACUAGUAAUGUGAAAAUCUUUUUAGUGCUUUUUUUUCCUUCUUUUUCUUAAGGUCCUAGAGAAAGCUUGCAAUUGUUGAACUCCUAUUAGGGAAAAAAAAAAAGAGACUUGGCAACUCACCUGUACAAUACAGUUUACUUGCACAAUAUUAUUUCAAAGGCAAUCCGCAAUGCUAGCAACAAGGGAUAAACAAAACCACACACACCACCUACAUUUAAUUUCUGAACAACAGGAAUUCUCCAAGGGCUACAUUUUUAAACUGAUUAUGCUUAUUAUAAAUUAAAAGUAUAUGAGCUACAAAUUAAGUCAGAGAUUUUAACGCAGUAAUCAUGCUUAUGUAUAUAACCAUAAAGUAUAGAAAUGAAAAUACUGCAGUCAUACAUGGGAAUAACACCACAGACACACAUUUCCACUGAAAUUAUUGGAUUUACUGACCUAUGAAGCUACUUACACAUGCCUGUUUGCAUCUUGAGUUCUUAAUGACCUGUGGCUGCAAAUUAUUUCAGGAAAUCCUGAAGACUUAAACUGCCCUUCAAAAUUCAAUUCAAUUGAAAUUUAAUACUGACUAUCAAUAGGUUUAUACUAAGCAAUAAAAUGAGAUUUUAAACUAGUUUUAAAUAUAGUAAUACCUUUUUUGAAGUUUCCUAUGCUGCUCCAUCUUUCAGCAGUCUUUAGCAAGUUAAGUUUAAAUAAACAUCAAUGUCUGAAAACACCAGGAACAUCAACCAUGGAGUUUUACCUUUUUUUUUUUCCUCCCCAGAGAACCCAGUGAAGCAUAAAUACACAUAAAUGUUCAUCAAGAAAACUGAUGUUCCUACUUACUCUAUUUAUGUUUCUAUUUACAAAUGACAAUGACUAUCAGCUAACAUUACAACAACAUCCACCAUCCCUGGAAUUGUACAGCUGUAAUUAGAGACAUUACUCCGUACUUGAGCACUAAAAAAAUGUAUAUUUUCCGGCAGUAAUUUUUCUUUUCAUUUAUUAGAAUAGGAGGAGGAGAUGAAAGCAGCUGGGUAACGGUGCUUAAUGUUCACUUCACUGUAUCUUUUCUUACUUAUUUUUUUCACCACAACCGGAAGCGGUAAAAAUUGUCCUGAUUUUUGGUGAAAAAAUGCUCAGAGCCUUCUCCCACUUUCUUUGAAAUUUUGUUAAUUUUUAAGGACUCAAGUACAGAUUCUGUGGAAUGUCAAGAAAAUAUAAUGCCAUUAAAGGAUAGUAGAGAGACCACCUUUAAAUCAGUAACUUUUUCAUGCACUGGAAAAAAAUCAAACCCUGUCACUUGCUUUGUCACUAAUUCUUUUUAUACUAUAACAUUUAGCAUUUAAAUCAUUUGAGAAGCACUAGAAUCUCAUGCUAACACUCUGCCUUUGUGGGAAAAAUAAGUUGUGAUAGUAUACUGCCCUCUAAUUCACAUGCCCAAAAAAGAACU